UAUAUAUAUUUAUUUAUUGAUGUAAAUGUUUUCUUUUUUUGGCUCUUCUCACUGUUUCUUUUCUCUCUCUCUGUUUCUUGGUCGUCUCCUCUGAUUUCAAUUGUGAAACUCUUCAAGAGGACCCAAUUUAUUUUCUUUCACUUUCUCUGAUUUUUCUUCGAGUUUCCUGUUUGUUUCCCUCUAUGUGUCGUUUGAUAUGUGGAAACGUGUAGCCAACAUUCUGCUCACCUACCAACCUCACCACUCUUUCUCUAUCUAAUUCUCUCGCUACUACCGUUUCAAACUUGAACCAGUUGUCUUUCAUAGCCUUUUCCCUUUUUUUUUUUACUUGAAUUUCAGCCCAUUCUGCGUUGUUUCCAUUGUUUUCUCCACCGCCUUGGCAAUGUGGUUCUGGGUUUCCCUGGAACUGCCCCAACAAACCUCACAGGAGCGUUUCUCACCAGUCUGGAUUUGUUUGAGUCCCUGCAUUUCUGAGGUUUUUUUCUAGUUUCUUUGUUUAUUUAUGGCUUUGAAGACUGGACUAAUCUGGGGUUCUGCAACUCCUCCGCAUCCUCACUUGGGUCUGGCGGAUUUGGGUGGUAGGCGAGCUGGGCGUGCUCUGAAUUUGAGGUUUGAUUUUGAGAGGUUUCGGAAAUGGGAGUGUUUGGCUGUUUUGGGUCAGCGAGCUACAAUCCCUGUUGAAGAUGAGAAGCCACUGAGGCCUGGGGUUGAGUCUCCUGGUGGGGCUGAUGAAGCCAAGGAGACUGAGCCCAGGGCUUUUCACAGGGAUUUGAACUCUCUUCCAAGACCAUUAUCUGCUACAGAUCCUUCAUCGUCUCCUAGCAAUGGUGGGAAGGUGCGGGUUGCUUAUCAGGGGGCACCAGGUGCAUACAGUGAGGAAGCUGCGAUGAAAGCAUACCCAAAGUGUGAGGCUGUUCCUUGUGAUGAUUUCGAAGCUGCAUUCAAGGCAGUUGAAUUGUGGUUGGUGGAGAAAGCAGUUCUCCCAAUUGAGAAUUCUGUAGGUGGAAGCAUCCAUCGUAAUUAUGAUCUUCUCCUUGGCCACAGGCUGCACAUAGUGGGGGAGGUGCAGAUGGUUGUUAACCAUUGCCUAUUGGGAUUGCCUGGUGUAAGAAAGGAUGAGCUAAAACGUGUUUUAAGUCAUCCUCAGGCAUUUGCUCAGUGUGAUAUGACAUUAAAUGAGUUAGGCCUCCUCAGAAUUAGCACAGAGGAUACUGCCGGUGCUGCUCAGAUUGUCGCUUCUGAUGGCCUGAAAAAUACUGGAGCAAUUGCCAGUGCCCGAGCUGCAGUAAUCUAUGGGCUUAACAUUCUUGAAGAGAAAAUCCAGGAUGAUUGUGACAAUAUUACCCGGUUUUUGAUACUUGCUAGAGAACCUAUAAUCCCAGGACUUGAGAGGCCUUAUAAGACAAGCAUUGUCUUCAGUCUUGAUGAAGGCCCUGGGGUACUCUUCAAAGCCCUGGCUGUGUUUGCUCUGAGAGAUAUUAGUUUGUCAAAGAUUGAGAGCCGUCCACAAAGAAAGCGUCCACUGAGGAUCGUUGAUGACUCUAACAAAGGCAGUGCUAAGUAUUUUGAUUACCUUUUCUAUAUCGACUUUGAAGCUUCUAUGGCAGAGCCUCGUGCUCAAUAUGCUCUGGGUCACCUGCAGGAAUUUGCAAGAUUUCUGAGGGUCCUCGGUUGCUAUCCAAUCAAUAGGUGAGCUCUGUAGACAGAAAGGAACUGAACAGAAGAGAACAGCCUCCCCAGGAGUCGGUUUUCGAAAUCAUUUACAUUUGGUUUAUCAAACAUUCAACUUCAGACAUUGGAAACCUUGUAUCCUGUACAUAGACACACACAACAUUUCCUUCAGCAGGAUAAUUUUUCAAUAAAUUUACAGUUCUUUU
Molecule: messenger RNA, 1877 nt
Organism: Vitis vinifera (wine grape)
Lineage: Eukaryota; Viridiplantae; Streptophyta; Magnoliopsida; Vitales; Vitaceae
Product: arogenate dehydratase/prephenate dehydratase 1, chloroplastic
Exons: 11
Coding region: 503-1693 (396 amino acids)
Biological process (GO): L-phenylalanine biosynthetic process
Cellular component (GO): cytoplasm; chloroplast
Molecular function (GO): prephenate dehydratase activity; arogenate dehydratase activity
Source: RefSeq, a predicted model, not a curated record